This is a messenger RNA of Pimephales promelas (fathead minnow), 1121 nucleotides long. RefSeq lists its product as uncharacterized. Lineage: Eukaryota; Metazoa; Chordata; Actinopteri; Cypriniformes; Leuciscidae. Gene Ontology annotation, cellular component: membrane. Gene Ontology annotation, biological process: cell adhesion. The record is from RefSeq and is a predicted model, not a curated record.
UAUCCCUCGUGUGACACUCUCAGUGAAAAACCUAACCUCUCUCACACACACACACACACACACACACACCACAUGCUGCAUGACCGUUCGCUCAGGAUGGCGACACAGAUAAAAUGCCAUACAUCCUCAGAUGUUGCUUUCUUAGUCUGUGUUUUUGCUGUAUUUUUUCAAGCUGUGAUUUGUCAAGAAAUCAUCCGAGGAGAUGGUGAUCCAGUCUCUCCAACCGAAAAGGCGCACGGCAAAGGAGAUCCUCAGAUCCAGAUUGUUGUUUUCCCCUCCAUAUCACCUGAUUUAGAGACGUCAGAGACACCAGGAGCAGACAGUGGGACCACUCAACCUAACACACAGACCCCAGAUCAGACCCACUCAAACCCACCUCAAAAAAACAGCCUUACUUCAAAGGGAAAAGUGGUCUGUGUGGAUAAAAUACAAGAGCACUACAGAUAUGAUGUGCUGCUGAAACUAAAGGCCUCCUCCACGUGUGAAGAGACUAGAGCCAGGAUACAGAGUGUUCUAGAACAUCUCUGUGGUGAAGAUUGUGAACUUAAAAUCUAUCAGAAAGACAACACCGAUGAGGUCAUAAUUUAUGGAGACAGCAUUGAUGUUGAUCCUGAAGAAAUGGCUGGGAAGAUCAACAAUGACAACAUUACAGAUAAGGUGGACGUCGAUGAGGCGGUGUCUCGCGUGGGCCAGCGCUCGAAAAUUGUCCUGAUCUCUCUUCUGAUUACGGGUUUGCUUCUUGCUGCUUUGCUAAUAGCUGGAUACCUUCUAAAGACUCAUCGAGGACAAUCCAAAGGGCUAAGACUGGCUGAGGACUCCUUCCAAGUGGAUCAAGACAACCAAGGCAACACACUUCUGUCUGUGGCUCCUCUGCCUCAACAGGAGCCUUUGGACAAGCCCAUCAUUAACGGAGAGUCUCCGGACUCACCCCCCACCAAUGGACACUCCGCCACCCAGACACAGGUGGCCGAUACUCCGAUGUAAGCGGCUCGGAGUCAACAUCAAUUCAAUGACCAACUAGAGUGAACAGACCUCAUGGGUUAUCGUACACAACAACAUUAGGAGUGAUGAAAACUACAACUGAGAUGAUGCCGAGGGACACAAUGCUGAAAGUAUGAAAA